CUCUAGAACGCCGCCGACGCAUGGAAUUCUCCAUACGCCGCGGCAGUCAAAAGAAAGAAAAAAAAGUCUACAGGCCUGUCAAGACAGCUUCUGGAACCACUCUUCAGCUGGGCUGUAUCACAUCAAGCCCCAUAUCAGACAUGGGGAUAGCCGCGAAUAUUGUUUCCAUCUGAAGUUGUAUUAUUAUUAUUAUUAUUCAUAUCGCGCUCUCUCGCGAGAGAACAUUGACUGAUCCGCACCACCCAAACACCCAGACACUCAGCCAACACUCCCCUCUCCACCAUGUCCCAGACACCCCCUACUGUCCGUGGGCCUUUCUCGGACAGCGCCGCAGUCUCUUCAGCUUCAUCCAUAAGACCGUCUCUGCUUUCAGAGACACACUCAUUCUCCGAUGGAGGUGCCUAUACGGGCAAGCACAGAUUCACUAGCUACAAGCUAAAGGGAGAAUAUGAGAGACCAUGGGUAAGCGACAAGAGGAUGAAGAAGUGGAAAUAUAGCAACUAUAUCAUCUGGGUGUUCAUUGGGAUUGGAUUCGUGCUCGCGGCGUAUAUCAAUUACACUGCUGCAAUGAAAGUCGAGAACAAGCCCAUGUGUCUGAUCAUGGAGGACAAUUUUGAGCGAUUUAAUGAAGACAAUUGGUUCCACGAGGUCCAAGUCAAUGGGUUCGGGUCGGGAACUUUCGACUGGACGACGACGGACGAGAAGAAUACGUUUGUUGACAGUGAGGGUCUUCACAUUGUUCCGACCCUCACGACCGACACAGCUGGAAUUACGAGAGACCAGAUCUUUGACGGAUACACGCUCAACCUGACGCAAGCAGGAGGCGACGGCAGCUGCACUGGAAGUAGCAAUAGUGAAUGCUCGAUCCACUCUAACGGUACGCUUGGACAGAUCAUUCCUCCUGUGCGGUCUGCAAGGCUUUCGACGCGGGGCAAGAAGAGCAUCAGAUAUGGACGCAUUGAGGUAACAGCCAAGUUUCCUCAGGGAGACUGGCUGUGGCCAGCAAUUUGGAUGAUGCCAGAGGAUAGUGUGUACGGAGUUUGGCCCAGAAGUGGAGAACUAGACAUUGCCGAAGGACGAGGCAACGGAGUUGACUAUGCUCUCGGGGGCCGCGACAUCUACACGAGUUCAAUGCACUGGGGACCGACGACAAGCACAGACGCAUUCUGGCGAGCAACCCGAGGACGUCAGCUUCGACGGACAGACUUCAGCAAAGGGUUCCACACAUUCGGCAUAGAGUGGUCAUCGGACUACCUCUUCACGUAUGUGGACAGCAGACUGCAGCAGGUCAUGUAUUGGCGAUUCAAGAACGAGCAGACGAUGUGGGAGCGCGGUGACUUUGGGCCGGCGACGGAGAAUUCGAGCAUUGUAUCGAACCCAUGGGCUGGUGCAGCGGGCAACGCGGCACCGUUCGACCAGAACUUCUACCUUAUCUUGAACGUGGCAGUGGGUGGACGCAACGGCUGGUUCCGGGACGGUGAAGGUGGUAAGCCGUGGACGGAUGCUGGAAACAGUGCAUACGACUUUUACAAGAACAUUGACCAAUGGCUGCCGACUUGGGGCGAGGGCAACGCUCGCGGCAUGACGGUCAAGUCAGUGAAGAUGUGGCAAGAGGGAGCAUGCUAAAAAAGGCUGAUGAUCGAGUUCUGCAUUUUUUUUCAGCUCGUGUUGUACAGUGCUCGCUGUACAUUGUUGCAGCAGGUUGCAUGGGUUUGCUACAUCAGGGUCUGUCUGAUGAUAGCUAGAUGGACAAACGCGGCGUACAUUCAGGGCGUACAUGGGACGAGAUUAUUGCUGGGG
Pseudovirgaria hyperparasitica is the source of this 1800-nucleotide messenger RNA. Its product is annotated as glycosyl hydrolase. Gene Ontology annotation, biological process: carbohydrate metabolic process. Bases 283 to 1626 code for a protein of 447 amino acids. The record is from RefSeq and is a predicted model, not a curated record. Lineage: Eukaryota; Fungi; Ascomycota; Dothideomycetes; Acrospermales; Acrospermaceae. The transcript is spliced from 7 exons. Gene Ontology annotation, molecular function: hydrolase activity, hydrolyzing O-glycosyl compounds.